Messenger RNA from Podospora anserina S mat+, 1095 nucleotides. RefSeq lists its product as uncharacterized. Bases 1 to 1095 code for a protein of 364 amino acids. The record is from RefSeq and is a predicted model, not a curated record. Lineage: Eukaryota; Fungi; Ascomycota; Sordariomycetes; Sordariales; Podosporaceae. Gene Ontology annotation, cellular component: plasma membrane. The transcript has 3 exons.
AUGUUGAACCUCAAGACCAUCUCGGCGGGCCUCGUUGCCGGAGCCGCCUUCGCCUCGGCUCAGUGCACCAUCCCUACUACGCCCCUCUCCGACGACAUCCCCUCUCACUUCCGGAUCCAGGUCCAAAAUGCUAGCCGGCCUGAAGUGCACAACAAGUACAUGAACCUGUUCGAGGCUGGUGGUGGUGACCAGCAUUUGUUCAUCGGGCCAGUUGGCGAGCCCACAUACGACUUCACGCUGGUGGAUGGUGUCGUGUUCAACGUUCGGAAGAACAUUCGUCUCGUCAUUGGCGGAGAGUGGUCCGAAAUCGAUCACACCACCAAGCUGUUCUCGACUGCCCGUCCGGAUCCUGACGCCAUCUUCCAACCCACAUAUGCUUGCAACCCGGACACCGGCCUCCUUCAGGUCGAGCUGAGGUUCGUUCAGUGGGAGGGUGAGCCUCUUGGUGGUCACAUCUGUGUCCGCCACUCCUUCGACGGCUCUCACGAGUUCCGUUAUGACCCGCCCGGCAACACUCUCAUCGACGUCAACAGAGAGUGCAUCAAGGUAACCUUGGUCGUCCUCCCCACCCUCGACGGCCCAAGCACAACCUUUUCCACCGUGACAGCCAGCUCGACCUCGUCCUCCUCUUCCGUCGUGCCUCCUUCCUCGUCCUCGACCUCGACCUCGACCAGCACCAGCACCUCCACCGCCCCCACCUCCACCUCCACCUCCGGAGUUCUCCCCUACACCGACAUGACCUCCCUCGGUUGGCGCUACAUCGGCUGCGCCCCGGAGGAGCGCUGGACUACUGACGGCUCAUUCCGCACACUGUCCGGUGCGCUGUUGGGGUCCGACACCAUGACCAACGAGGCUUGCAUGGCCUUCUGCGGCGCCAAUGGUUGGGCGUAUGCUGGUACCGAGUGGAGGCGCGAGUGCUGGUGCGGAAACAGCUAUGCGCCGACCAGACAGCCUCUGACGACGCUUGUCAGUUUGGCCAAGUGUGAUUACAGGUGCAGUGGUGACAGCGGCCAGUUCUGCGGUGGUGAUGCUUGGUUGAGCCUGUAUGCCAAGUGCCCUACUGGUGGGCCUUGCGAGAAUGCUGUUUUCACAUAA